Molecule: messenger RNA, 1527 nt
Organism: Lacerta agilis (Sand lizard)
Lineage: Eukaryota; Metazoa; Chordata; Lepidosauria; Squamata; Lacertidae
Gene: TRNT1
Product: tRNA nucleotidyl transferase 1
Exons: 8
Coding region: 36-1355 (439 amino acids)
Biological process (GO): RNA processing
Molecular function (GO): nucleotidyltransferase activity; RNA binding
Source: RefSeq, a predicted model, not a curated record
GGGCGAGCAAAGCAAGCAAGCCAGCCAGCGCCUGGAUGUGGCAUCACCUGCUCCUUCUCGGCUGUAAAGCAGGUGUUCCCUUCUCCCCACGCAGCAGUACAGGGGUUAAAAUCCUGUGGCGGUGUUUAUUCACCAUGAAACUAGAGUCCUCGGAAUUCCAGUCCCUCUUUACACCAGGACUGAAGAGCGUUGCAGAAUUAUUUGACAAAGCAAAGUACGAAUUGAGGAUAGCAGGAGGUGCAGUAAGGGACUUACUUAAUGGAAUGAAACCACAAGAUGUUGACUUUGCCACCACUGCUACUCCUACUGAGAUGAAGGAAAUGUUCCAAGCGGCAGGUGUCCGAAUGAUCAACAACAGAGGGGAAAAACAUGGAACUAUCACUGCCAGGCUCCACGAGGAGAACUUUGAAAUUACCACACUUAGACUUGAUCUGGUUACUGAUGGGAGACAUGCGGAAGUGGAAUUUACAACUGACUGGGAAAAAGAUGCCGAGAGGAGAGAUCUCACAAUCAAUUCUAUGUUCUUAGGUUUGGAUGGAACACUUUAUGAUUAUUUCAACGGCUAUGAUGAUUUAAAAAACAACAAAGUCAGAUUUGUCGGACAUGCAAACCAGAGAAUACAAGAGGAUUACCUAAGAAUUCUGCGAUACUUCAGAUUCUAUGGACGGAUUGCAGAAAAACCUGGCCACCACGAACCUGACACUCUGGAAGCAAUCAGAGAUAAUGCCAAAGGUUUGGCUGGAAUAUCGGGCGAGAGGAUUUGGGUGGAGUUGAAAAAAAUUCUUGUUGGAAACCAUGUUAAUCAUCUCAUCCGCCUAAUGUACGAACUGGAUGUGGCUGGCUAUAUAGGAUUACCUGUUAAUGGGAGCUUGCAGGAAUUUGACACAGUCUGUAAAAAUGUUCAGAAUCUCUUUCCAAAACCAAUGACCGUUCUAACAUCACUGUUAAAGGUGCCAGACGACGUCUCAAAACUGGACCUAAGGCUGAAAAUUUCAAAAGAUGAAAAAAACCUUGCGCUGUUUCUGCUGAAGCACAGGAGAGACUUGGUCAAAGCUGCUGAUACCACAGAGCCACUCAAACCAUAUCAAGAAUUCAUUAUAGAUUCAAGGGAGGUUGACUCGGCAUCCAGAAUCUGUGAGCUUCUGAAAUACCAAGGAGAAGGACUUCUUCUGAAGGAAAUGCAACAGUGGUCUGUCCCUACCUUUCCUGUAAGUGGCCAUGACAUAAGAAAAAUGGGUAUUUCAUCCGGGAAAGAAAUCGGGAUACUCUUGCAGCAAUUACGGGACACAUGGAAAAAGAGUGGAUACCAGAUGGGAAAGGAAGAACUCUUAAGCCGUGUAAAAAAUAAAGAUUAAAAAUGUAAAGUAAAUUUAAUACAUAAAAUUGUAUCAAAUUCUGCAUGUAAAUAUUCCAUUGUUCUUACUCAGGACGACACUUGGGUUUCAAGCACUGUUGGAAUCAUCAGGAUUAUUAUUUUUGAUGGAUUUCUUUUUUUUCCAAUUAAAGUGCAAAACAUUUCACAAGCAA